GCAACUACUAAACGUGAGAAAUACGAACGUAUUCAUGAGAAAAAGGUGAGCACCUCCAUUGAGGCGCUCUGCCGUGGCUACCCACACGAGUUCGCUACCUUCCUUACAACAGUGCGAACCUUGAAUUUUGAUGAGAGCCCCAAUUACGCACAGUUGCGGGUCCGCUUCCGCAGUCUUUUCCGAGCACUUUCCUUUGUUUUUGACUAUGUAUACGACUGGACUUUGCUUCGUCAGAAGGCCUCUGGCAUCCAGCAGCAGCCUACACACUCCGACAUCGGCCCUGAUGUAGCGAAUGCUGUAAUUCCUUCAGCGGGUGGUGCAUGUGUAACCACUUUGGAGACUCUUCCAAAUGCUGUGCGGUCCAAAAUGUCAGUCGAUCCUCCAUGCGGCCAACCUAACGGAUCAAAGGACUAA
This is a messenger RNA of Protopolystoma xenopodis, 414 nucleotides long. The record is from the annotation of a GenBank genome assembly. NCBI's taxonomy places the organism in Eukaryota, Metazoa, Platyhelminthes, Monogenea, Polystomatidea, Polystomatidae.